AUGAAAUGGGAGCUGCCGAGUCCCAUCGCCAGCAGCAGCCCAGUUGUUGCACGGUGGCAACAUCUGCAUAGAAGAGAAUGCAGAAGUACAGACACAUUAAUUGGAGCUCCAUUGGUGACUGUAAUAGAAGCUGGAGAGAAAACCUGGACCGAGACACUGUCAGAGGCUGGGCCAUCACCAUUAACAGUUAAGACUAAAGAACUGACAGGAGCAGAGACACCACCAAGAAAUGAACAUUGGGCUGGAGUGGAAGUGGUAACAAUGAAGCAGGCAGGAGAAGAGACCUUGUUAGUGGUGGAGGGUGGAACGCAAGCAGGGGCAGAGAAUGAAACUGGAUCUGUGACCUUUGCUGGAAAUGUAGUAAGGGCAAUAACUGGGCCAGGAACAAAUAGUGGACCUGGGAUGGAGGCUGCAACAGAUGUAGAAACAGGUUUAGCCAAUGUGGAACUCCCUACACCUAGGAAUGUGGACUUUCAGUCAGCUUGUGCAGGGCACUUCACAACUCCAGCACGCAAGAACAACCUAAGUGAUGUUUCUUUGCAUGCAAAACAGGAUGGCACAAUAAAGAAACGGUGCAUAUCUUUAAUCCCUAUGAAAGUCUUAGAUGCUCCAGGAUUGAAGGAUGAUUAUUAUCUUAAUUUGGUUGACUGGAAUGCUGCAAAUCUUGUAGCUAUUGCCCUUUCCAAUGCAGUUUAUCUUUGGCACCCAGAGAAGGGGGUCCAUAAGGCCUUAAAUGUGGAAUCUGGAUACAUUUCGUCACUGGCCUGGAUUAAGGAUAGAAACAACCUUGCAGUUGGAACUAGUGCCGCCCAGGUGCAGUUGUGGGAUGUUGAGACUAAGAAGAAAUUGCGAAAUAUGCAAAGUCAUUGCUCAACGGUUGGAGCUCUGAGUUGGAAUGACCACAUUCUUACCAGUGGCUGUCGGUUUGGAUCUAUUCACCACCAUGAUGUAAGAAUUGCACAACACCAUGUUGGCACACUCUUUGGUCACAAUUCACAAGUAUGCAGCCUCAAAUGGUCACCGGAUGGUGGAUUCCUUGCUAGCGGUGGAAAUGAUGGUCUACUGAAUAUCUGGCGCAAUGAUCCCGGGGCCAACACCAGUAGUAAGCCAGAUCUGACCAUUAAUAAUCUAGAGUCAGCCGUAAAGGCCAUGAAUUGGUGCCCAUGGCAGUCUCAAAUUCUUGCUGUUGGGGGAGGAAUGAAAGAUGGACAUUUGCGUAUAUGGGACACAAAAAGUGGGAGCUGCAUUCAAGAUGUAGAUACAAGAUCACAAAUUUGUUCAUUGCUCUGGUUACCAAAGUACAAAGAGUUAGUAACUGGCCAUGGCUUUCCCAAACAUCAGGUCUCUGUCUGGAUCUACCCAUCUCUUAGAAAGUCAGCUGAUCUCAAAGGUCACAGAGGGAGAGUUCUGCAUCUGGCAUUGAGUCCUGAUGGCAACGUUGUGUUUUCAGCAGCAGCUGAUGAAACUGUGUGUUUAUGGAAUUGUUUGACUGCCAAAGAACGGACAAUGGAUAACUCCAUGGAAGGAACACUGACCUUAUAA
This is a messenger RNA of Pristis pectinata (smalltooth sawfish), 1542 nucleotides long. RefSeq names its product cell division cycle protein 20 homolog. The record is from RefSeq and is a predicted model, not a curated record. The transcript is spliced from 8 exons. Gene Ontology annotation, molecular function: anaphase-promoting complex binding; ubiquitin ligase activator activity; protein binding. Gene Ontology annotation, cellular component: anaphase-promoting complex. Gene Ontology annotation, biological process: anaphase-promoting complex-dependent catabolic process; positive regulation of anaphase-promoting complex-dependent catabolic process; positive regulation of ubiquitin protein ligase activity. Bases 1 to 1542 code for a protein of 513 amino acids. NCBI's taxonomy places the organism in Eukaryota, Metazoa, Chordata, Chondrichthyes, Rhinopristiformes, Pristidae.